Molecule: messenger RNA, 1185 nt
Organism: Sclerotinia sclerotiorum 1980 UF-70
Lineage: Eukaryota; Fungi; Ascomycota; Leotiomycetes; Helotiales; Sclerotiniaceae
Exons: 2
Coding region: 1-1185 (394 amino acids)
Source: RefSeq, a predicted model, not a curated record
AUGGCCAAAAAAUCAAAGAAAAUUGCAAGCCCAUCUCAGAGUGUUUCUGACACCUCUAGCGAUGGUGAUGGAGCUCCCGUUUAUACACCACCUGAAACUGAGUCCGUCGAUGGUCCCUCAAGCUCAACUCACCUCUCAGAUACAGGUCACCUCAGCGACAUAAUACAAGUACUUCAAGAUGUCAAGCUUGCACAAGAUAAUGCUAAUGAAGCAGAGCAAGAGACGGAUAAGUCUGCAAAGAAGAAGAGGGGUAAACGAAACAAUCGCUCCUUAGGCAAGGAAUCGGUUCCAGCAGAUACAAUUGUCAGCAAUGUUGCCAACGCCCUUCAGAACCUUGUAGUUUCCGAAAAAGAGACAAACAAUUUGGAGCAAGAGCAAAUCAAUGCAAAGUCUGAAAAGAACAGGAGAACUAAGGAGAGGAAGAAGAGAAGCAAGGCUAGAAAGGCUGAGGAGGAUGCCCAGAAGGAAUUCGAUGCGAUAAUCGCGAAUGACAAGUCCAAAUCCAUGGAGGGCGAGGAAGAGGGUUCAGAAGAAGAGGUAGGAGUCGAGGGUAUAUCCAACUAUAGGUGGCUUAAGGACUCCGGAUGGAAUAACAUGAAACAUUUCAUGAUAGUACAUGGUUUUAAAUGGGGUGACCAUGAUGACUAUGAUGCCGCAAAAGAGUUUAUCAAGAGAAUCAGGGAGGAUCAAGCUUCUGAGGAACAGGUCGAACCAGAACCGCCAAAGAAAAAAGUAGUCGAAGAUGUUUCUGUAUCUAAGCCAAAGACAGCCAAGACCAAGAAGGGUCAAACUUCUGAGAAACCAGAGCCACCAAAGAAUGGGACAGCCAAGGAUGCCUCUUCCAAACAGAAAUCGACGAGAAGCAAGAAGAACACUGUAGUCGGCUUAUGGGAAGAUUAUUUCGGAGAGGAAACUCAGCUUGGAAACUGGCAGAGACUCUGUGUCGAUGUUGGCAUGGAAGAGAUACCUACUAGCAUUACUCAAUGUCGCAAGGCAUUAGGAAAAGUCUGGGUCAACAUUUUUGAUUUCCUCGACGCCAAGGCUGAAGGUAAACCAGUAAAGAGAUACAGCAGCGAACAUAAGCUUGCUACAUAUACAUUAAAGUCCGGCAAGAUAUUCCCAAAGAUUCAUGCUAAGCAAGGUGGACCUGCUAGAGUACUAUUGGCGCAUAUUUUCCGACAUUAA